AUGAAGUUCUACUGGGCUUCCGACCGGUAUCUGGAUCUCAUACUGAUUCGGAAGAUUGCACGAUUUGUAAAUGCAAGCCCUCAACGCCGUGAAAAGUUCCAGCUUACUCAACGACUCGAAUCAGGCUCGGUCUACUACCUUCUUCUUGACUGCAAAACUUGCUGGAACUCAACCUAUCUUAUGAUUCGCCGGGCACUUAAUCUUCGUCAAGCAAUCAACAGUUUUAUUCAGCACUGUGAUUAUGGUAACAUUAAUCAUCUUUGCCCUACUACAAUUGAGUGGAAACAGAUGGAGUAUCUUCUUAAGCUUCUAUACCCUUUUUUUCUUUUCACAUCGUGUCUAUCUGAGAACAGUGGGCCUACUGUUCACAAGAUCUAUGAUAUCUACAACAAUCUUUUCGAUCAUCUGGAUCACUCAAUCAACCGUCUGGCAGAAGGCUAUAUCUAUGCAAUUGCAACUAUUCUGGACCCGAUGUCAAAGCUUGAGAAGUUCAAAAAGGAUGCCUGGCUGGAUGAUGAUACUGACUGGUAUCUUGAGUACCGAACUGUUUUUAAGAAGGUGUUCUAUUUCUAUUGCAGUCAGAAUCCGGCUAUUAAUACACCAUCAACUAUCUCCGGGUCACUGUCAGGCCUGGAUAAAGCCUUUUACAACAUCUCUAAACGCCGGAGACUCUCACCGGCAGCCGAGACAUUUAAAGAACUCAAGGCAUAUCUAGAUAUCGAAGGUACUACAGGGCAUACUGAUAUUCUUACUUACUGGAAGUCCCGCCGUAAUCAGUUUCCUAUCCUCUAUCAGAUGGCUAGAGAUUUCCUCUCAGUUGCCACCAACGGUGUCAGUGUUGAACGUCUACUCAAUAGUUCUCGAGAUAUCUGCCACUAUCGCCGGAGCCGUCUCCAUCCUGAUACAAUUAAAGCAGUAAUGCUUCAGAUAUAUACUGAUCGUUUUACUAUCAGUAAGAAGUACCAGGAUAUUCUUAAUAAUCUCAAUCCGGAUUCAAUCAUCUUCACACCUAAGAAGCAAGAGGAGGAUGAGGUGAUUACUACCUUCUAUAUCAGUGAAAAUAAGGAUAUAGAUGAUCUCGAAGAUGAUCCAAAAGAUGGAUCAUUAUUAGAAACAGGGGAGCUAGCUUUACCUGAGUCUUCGAAUAUUACACGUACUCAGAUAGAGAUAGAGACCCGGCCUUCUCGAUUUCUUCGCCACCAUAAUCAUCGUCCUGGACAGUAUAAAGAGUAG
This is a messenger RNA of Aspergillus aculeatus ATCC 16872, 1233 nucleotides long. RefSeq lists its product as uncharacterized. Gene Ontology annotation, molecular function: protein dimerization activity. The record is from RefSeq and is a predicted model, not a curated record. NCBI's taxonomy places the organism in Eukaryota, Fungi, Ascomycota, Eurotiomycetes, Eurotiales, Aspergillaceae. The transcript is spliced from 4 exons. Bases 1 to 1233 code for a protein of 410 amino acids.